AUGUGUAGCUCACGCGUUCCGGUCUCCGGCAGGCGCCGUAGUUCCGUGUUUAGCACAAAACCAAAAUGGAUUCAAGUACCACAGAUUGUGCCGUUUUCUCCGGAUAUUCAGCCAUCCGCUGUAGUGGAUAACCUCUCAUCGGAGUUACAGUACGAAUUUCGUGUGCAGGCCAUAAACAAAGCUGGUCCUGGACUUUUCAGCCAAUCGAGCGACACUUCUGUUCCACUAGUCAAGGCUCCCCGAGUGCCAAACAAACCAGGAAUACCGACCGCUGAGGCUCAAAGUGAUAGUAGCGUGAUGGUUACUUGGACACCGUCGGUGGUGACCGAUGAGUUUGGACCCGCUGAUUACUACGAACUAGAAGCAGAAGAAGAUGAUGAUAAGCGCACCGUGGUAGGAAGAACGGCUAAACAGGGUGUCUGCGAACUGCUGGUUGACCAUCUGGACAAUUCCAAGCGUUAUUCGUUCCGCGUCCGCGGGCUGAAUCAAGAGGGGAUGGGCGAGCUAUCGAAGCCGUCCAAUACAGUUUAUUUGAAGAAAGAUGCACCAUUGACAAUCACUAAGGGCCUACAAUCGAUCGUAUCGGAGACGCUGCCGGAGCGUCUCACUUUCGAAUGUUUCAUCUCCAAGGUAGCCAAUAAAGUUCAGUGGUUCUUCCAUGGUAAACGAAUAGACUCUGCAAGUGCUCGAAAGUAUGAAAUCACCGACGGUGGCCUCUCACAUCGUCUCGAUGUGCUCAAAGUGACAGCUGAAGAUAUCGGUGAAUACUCUAUCCGUGUGGACAAGCUGGAGUCCAAGGCCACCUUCGAGUUGGAAGCUGCUCCACGCCUGUGUUUGCCGGACAACUUUGAGGACUCGAUAGUUAUUCACGAAAACUCGAGUAAAACCUUAGACAUUCCUUUUCUGGCCUCACCACAAGCCACUGAGAUUGUUUGGUACUGGAAUGGGUCCAGGUCCCUUCCCGAGCCGAUGAAACGUACUGUACCGAAAAAUGACAUGACUGGAAAAGCCGUGCUGAUGCUCAGCAAAGUCGAGCGGACCGACGCCGGAUUGUACGAAGUAGUUAUCAAGAAUCCUUUUGGAGAAGCUAGAUGCGCUAUUACUGUUAAAGUGCUUUCUGCUCCUGGACCAGUGCGCGCAUUGGAAGCGAACGUAGAGACAUCCAAGGAAGUAGUGCUGUUGUGGAAACCUCCGGCGGACGGGGAUGAUGGUGGGUGUCCGGUGACAUCAUAUCGAGUGGAACAAAAAGUUGUCACUCCACCCUCGGGGGCCGCUGUUCGAAAACACGCCACUGACUGGACCCCCAUCGCUACAGUGAAGGCGAGUAGUCAGAUAACUGAUGAAGAGCUUUUCGUCCAUCAUGUCGAAAAUCUUAUCGAAGGCACGACGUAUGCGUUUGCAAUAAGUGCAGUGAAUGAAAUUGCCACUGGACCGCGCACAGAAACAUCGAGUGUCCUCAUGAAAUCCCCCUUCGAUAAGCCUGGCAGUCCGAAGGAUUUGACUUGCAGACCAGUGGAUGAGAAGAGUGUUGAGCUGGAAUUUUGUCUACCCAGAGUGGCAGAUGCGGCGCCCAUCACAGAACUAAUCGUCGAACUGCGCUCAACAGAUCAAACAAGGUGGAACACUCUGAAGUUCCCACCGGACACGAAAGUGCUGAUUCCAAAAUUGGAUACCAAUGUCACAUAUGAGUUCAGAGUAUCAUGCAGCAACGUUGCAGGCACAAGCGAACCCUCACACGUGGUCAGGGGUCAGACCAAACGACCACCGAAACCUCCUGGUGCUCCCCGUCUACUGGAUGCGGUGCCGUUUCAAACAGAUAAGGUGAAAGUUCAGUGGACUGCUCCGGAGGAAGACGGAGGAGAUACCAUCAUUGCUUAUUCGAUAGAGGUCACUGAUAGUUCUACUGCGGAACGAUGGAAAUCUGUGGAAACAUAUCAACUGGACCACGCCGAACAAAAACCGAUAGUCGGAGAACCCUUUGAAACUGUAUUAGGAAAUUUGGACAGCACGAAGUCGUAUCGAGUCCGAGUGGUGGCUAUGAACCGCGUAGGGCCAGGAAAACCAUCUAAUGCAUCGGGUCCCAUUUCACCAGGUGAAUCCGUGAGCCUAGUGCGCCCACUCUCUGACGUAUGGUUCAAUGAACUUCCCGGUCCUGGUGUCACCGCUGAGUUGGAAUGUGAGCUAAGCCAUCCGGACUGUCGCGUUCAGUGGCUACGACAGGAGAAACCCAUUCAACUGGGGCGAAAAUUCGACUUCUGUCCGGAAGGUUCAGUGUACCGCUUGGUUAUAAGGGACGUCACUGUGGCUGAUUUCGAUACGUAUCAGUUGAAAUUCAAGCGAUUGAAGACUGAGGCGACGAUAGGAGCCAAGAUUGCACCGACCCUACGGGAGGAUGUAGAGCUAACUGAUCGUCGCCAAGUUUCCGUUGGGUCAAACGUCGUACUCAGCGUGCCAUUCACUGCCUAUCCGAAGCCCAAAAUCACGUGGUACUCUCGUGGCUCCGUUGUAACUGACGCCACACGCCGCUAUCACAUCGACAUCGUUUCCGGUCUCACAUCCUUGUCAAUCCAGCGCGCUCAGCGAGAUGAUGCUGGUCAAGUAAGCGUAUCUAUCGAGAACGAGCAUGGAAAACUGACUUGGAAGUGCGACUUGGUCGUUAUAGACAAACCUGGGCCACCGGAGCGAGUUGGCGCAGAGGUUACGACCCCUCACGGGUACGUUCGUUUGAAUUGGCGGCCUCCACGAGAUGACGGGAGCAGUCCAAUCACGGGCUACGAAGUCGAAUAUCGCAACACGAAAAGGCGCGUAUGGCAGCUCCUGAAAACCGGACCGCAGGAUGACGAUACGGUUCUCUGUGUCUCAGUCGAUCAAACAGAAUGCUUGAUUCCUGUUAGUGACAAAGAAACUGCAAAUGCCUUAGCGGCAUGUAGCGAAUACUACUUCCGGGUGGCAGCUCUGAAUGUGGUCGGUCGAGGGCAGCCGGCUGAAACAAAGACCCCGACUAAAGCCCCUCCGAAACCAAAACCACCGAAACUCGUCUACGACGCAGUCUUGGAAUCCUCUCGGCUGAAUGUGGGACAGAAGCAUACGAUUCCUGUUUCAGUUGAGGGGGAGCCUACUCCUACAGUUACCUGGUUAUACAGUCCCAAUGAAGCAACCGCGCCAACCGAGACGCUCCCUAUGGGGGCGCGGACUGAAGCCUCUGGACCAAAUAAGGAUGGAAUCAACAAAGUUUCCCUGAACUUCGGGAAGGUCAGCCGAGAAGUGCACGGCAUUUACACCCUAGUAGCCGUGAAUGACGGGGGCGAGGCCCGUGCUCAGUUCUCUGUCGUCGUCGCAGGUUUACCCGGUCCACCGAUCAAUCUGGCACCCGUAUGUGCAAGCAGCAACUCAGUACGUCUUACUUGGCAACCACCAACGGACACAGGCGGGGUGAAACUGAGAAAUUACGUGAUCGAGCAUGCUGUUGCUCCCAACGAGUUUUCAGCCUCUUCUGCAGUGACUACCUGGCGCACAGCAACGACAAAUUUGCCCGCUACAGAGGCCGCUGACAGCACCGGUGUGUGCACAUACGAAAUCACUGGGCUGACGACCGGUGCAUUAAUGUUCUUCCGUGUAGCCGCUGAAAAUAAACUUGGUGUCGGCGCUUAUACGGUUACGAAUGAACCAUUCCGGAUCGCGUCGCCACACGACCUCCCCGGUGCCACACGGGAUUUACAUGGUACGGUGUCCAGGGACGGACAAGUGCAAUUGGAUUGGAAGCCUCCCCAGAGUGACGGUGGGUCGAAGAUCCUGAAGUAUAGUAUUGAAAGAAACAGUGCUCCAACGGGAGCCAACUGGGUGGAGCUUCUUGUCACCGAUACCGCUGAUACGAAGUGUCUGAUAAACAAUCUUAAAGAAGGCGAAUGCUACUUCCGCGUCUCCGCAUUGAAUGAAGCUGGCAAAGGUCCGGCUUCAAAUGUGAUAAAAUUGACGGUGAAGAAAGCGAAAGCCGAACCGGAUGCUCCAAGCCAACCCACAGUGGAGAUAGUCAAAGAUGGAUGUGUUCAGCUUCGUUGGGGACAGCCACUGGACGAGGGUCUGGGUGGACCCAUCACUGGUUACCUCGUUCAGCUAUGUGAACUGGGCUCGACUGAUUGGCGUCCGGUCAAACGGGAAUUAUGUGAAACUUGCGAGUUACGUUUGGAUGGUUUGGACGCGGACAAAGAUGUAAUGUUUCGGGUGGUCGCAGUAAACGAGGCUGGCAGGAGCGCUCCCUCAGAAAGCACCAAGCCUGUUCGUUUGUCUUCGGACCUGGAGUUUGUUCGUCACUUACAACCGAUCUGCAUUACCAGCCUUCCUGCGGACGCCGUCUUUGAGUGCGAACUGUCUCGACCUGGGGUGACGUUGACCUGGUUCAAAGAUGGAAGAGACAUACUCUCAUCCACUCGCUGCGCUUACAGCGUUGUUGGUGAGGGGGAGAAAGCCUUUUGCGUUCAUCGCCUCACUUUGACCAGACUCGGUCCGUCUGAUCAAGGUGUGUACACUGCACAGCUCCAUUCUGGGCUCAAAUCCGAAGCCGAGCUCAGUUUUGAAUGCCCACCGAAAAUAUUAUUCGACGGGUCCACAGAGCUCAAGCUUGUUGCCGGGAAAAGCGCCGUUGUUGAGAUACCAUAUUCGGGCGCCCCAGUUCCAGAUGUAAACUGGAGCUUCAAUGCUGGCCCUCUGCCUAUUGGGCCGGUCCGAGAUAGCCCAAUGGCUUCAGUGGACACUGUCUAUGGUUUGACAUGUCUCAGGCUCCGGCGGGUUACGCGUGAAGCUGCCGGAUCGUAUAAGAUUCUGGUGAGCAAUGAGCUCGGGCAAGCCACCCUCCAACUGAACGUGUGUGUGUUGGAUCGGCCAGAGCCAGUCAGGAAUCUACGGUGCUCUGUAGACGAGAGUCAGCCAAACACGGUCACCGUUGCCUGGGACACCCCGAAGGAUGAGGGUGGGUCACCAAUCACCGGCUACCUUUUGGAGAAACGCGAGGCGAACAAACGAAGCUGGACUGCAUUGGGAGCAGCUGAACUAGGUCUGAGUCGAAAUGUAACCGGGCUGACUCCCAACACCUCAUAUUUCUUCCGAGUCAUGGCGCAAAACGCCUCCGGUUGUUCAGAACCAACCGAGACUGAUAUUCCUUUUGUUGUGAAGUGUACAUCAAAACCUCCGACCCCCCCAUCAACACCGGAAGUGACGGAUGUCGGAACUGACUCUUGUCGUGUAAUUUGGAAACCACCCAGCUCCGAUGGUGGAGCUCGACUGGUCACCUAUCACUUGGAAAAACGUGCUAAUCAGAAAGGCAACUGGGUUCGUGCAACCGAAAGCAAAUUGUCAAUUCCAGAAUCUGAAGUCACCUCUCCACAUAGCGUGAAGGUUACUGGUCUUGUUCCGGACAACCUGUACGAGUUUCGUGUGGCAGUUGAGAAUGCGGAUGGUUUGGUCAGUGAGUUCUCACAACCAAGCCAUCGUAUUUCGACUCAGGUGCCUUACACACUUCCAGGCAAGCCAUCUCGUCCUGCGGUGAAAACUGUCACAGAAAAGUCGGUUACCAUUACUUGGAAAGCCCCGUACGAUGACGGUGGUGACUCCAUAAAGAGAUAUCUUGUACAGUACAGAACGCCGAUAACAGGAAGCUGGGACACUGUCAAUGAAGAGCCGAUCGACACAGGGUUUACUAUUUCAAAUUUACAAUCGGAGCAGGAGUAUGAAUUCCGCGUUGCUGCUGUGAAUGUUGUGGGCGCCGGUCCUUGGUCCGACGUUUCCGAGCCGUGUGUUCCGGAGAAGGCCAUCGAAUCGGCGAAGCCUUGUUUGGUAAAUGCAUUGAGCAAUAUCACAUUGCUGGUCGGUGAAUCCGCGGAGUUAGCUUGUGAAUUCAAGCUUGGCGAACCAAAGGCGAACGUUACAUGGUUCAAAGAUGGUAAAGCAGUUCGCAGUCAAGUGAAAUACUCCACGAGCUCGGCUUGGGAACGACGAGCCACUCUCAAAAUAAAUCGUGCAAAGUUGGAAGAUAGUGGUGUAUUCAAAUGUCAGGCUGCAAACACGUCGGGGUUAGCGGAGACACAAUGCCGCGUGACUGUUUGGUUGAAACCCACGGUUCAGUUAGAUAUGGAUAGAUCUUCAUCCACCGGCGUCAACCAAGUCACCGGAAAAGCAGAGCUCCUCUCCGGGCGUGUCGGUGGUCGACUGGUUUUGAAAGCCACUUGUGAGGCUUCUCCUGUAUGUCACGAAGUAGUUUGGUUCAUCAAAGGGAAUCGCGUAGACUCGGAAUUGCCACCGGAAUUGCUAUCGCGUGUCACAGUAAACGAACCAUCAGCCACAGCAACCCAGAUCAAAACUGUGCCUACGAUGCAACAGUCCUAUCUCACGAUUAACGACCUGCAACUGACCGACAGUGGUGACUUCGGUGUACGCUUCGUAAACUCUGCCGGGUCAGCCCAGAUGGCGUUGCGGUUAAUUCUAUCCGAUCGCCCCCAGCCUCCAUUGUCUGUGAACGUAGGCUCAGCUCAAGGCCCUGACUGGAUUGAUGUGUUAUGGGAGCGCCCUCCAAACGACGGCGGUUCGAAACUGACAGGCUACCUUGUGGAACGGCGCAUCGUAGCUGGCACUGAGGGGCCUGUUAGUAUACGGGACAUGGAGUGGAGAAAUGUUGGACAAGCUGGUCCAUAUGAUGACCGUCUUCGAAUACGCGGAUGUACUCCUAAUGUGGUGUAUUCUUUCCGAGUGUUGGCACAAAACGAUCUCGGCACCAGCGACCCGACGGAAAUUGAUUCACCUUAUCAAAUGAAGGCCUUAAGCGAUGUCCCAUCAUCCCCUACCCACGUAGUGGCAGAGCGCACAACACCUCGUGAAGCCACUGUCCGGUGGGAUGCGCCAGCGGAGUUUGGAGGAGACCAACUUCAAGGUUACUUGGUUGAGGUACGCGAGUCAGUGGACCCAGUGUCCUCACCAGUCUCCAAAUGGACUCAAGCGUCCACCACAUUAGUCCGUUCCGGAACUAUGCUGCGCGUGACUGAUUUGCACCCGAAUAUGGCUGCACAAUUCCGUGUCCGGGCGAAGAACUCUGUUGGAUACAGUGAACCAUCGACUCUUACUGACUGGCUAAAACCUAUUACCAAAGAUGAAACAGGACGAGACGAACUGGACCUCGGACGUGAUUUAUUGAAACGUGAGAAACCCACGCAACCAGAAGAUGCUGGCCAAGAGCCCAAGAGUAUCCUUGAUCAGAUAACUGCCCUUCGAGAAGCUGGAAAGCCAAAGAAAUUGGCGGUCACUGACUUGCCAGGCCUUGAACUACUUACUGGUGAUCAGUACUGUUUACGUCCCGGGAACAAUCUCCGCGUUGGUGUUCGUGUAACCUUCUCCACUCGCGUCACCGUCAAACUUCUCAAAGCAAAUGGACAGGAGCUCAGUGUUUCCGCUCUCGGGCGUUGUCGAGUGGAACAAUUUGGCGAUGACUUUUACGUGAACCUGCGUAACGUGACUCUGGCCGACGCGGGAGCAUAUUUAAUUCAGGCGGAAAAUUCAGCCGGCGUGAACACACUGCCUAUUCGAUUGCUCAUCGUCACUGAGCCAUUGCCACCGACUGGACCGCUUGAUGUGAAGGUGAUUGAGCAGGUGAAAGGGCGCACAGAGGGUGCCACAGUCGAACUAUCAUGGAACCCAUCUCCGCUCCUCUCUGGUGAGGUUGCUGAGUAUACACAACCAGUGCAAGGUUAUAUCGUAGAAAGACGAGACGGGAACCGCCGGAGUCACUUCGGACAUCAGAUACGUUUAGAAGGGCCUGAAAAGUUGAGCACUUGUGUUUCUAAUCUGAAACCCGGAGUGGAAUACGUGUUUCGCGUGUUAUCCUACAAUGCGGUCGGAACCAGUGAACCACUGCUGUCGGAACCACUAGUGUUGAAGGCACCUUUCGGUGUUCCUGAUGCUCCAACUGGUCCCUUAACUUGCUCUGAUAUUUCGGAUGGUUCACUUAAAUUGCAAUGGAAUCAUCCUGAAUAUGACGGUGGCCUACCGGUAAAGCGUUAUCAGCUGGAGAUGAAGGACGUUGGACACCCAGCAGGCUGGAUCCCGCUUACCACUGUACCUGCAGAUAACACGGUUUGUUCCGUCGGACAAUUGCAGCAAGGCUUUGCAUAUCGGUUUCGCGUUAGAGCAGUAAAUGACGAGGGGCCAGGAGAGUGGCUUGAAACGGAAAAGUCGCACUCUUUUCGUCGCCCAGUCACGAAUCCGUCGGAACCGGAGGCGCCUCUUCGAUUGCUACCCGAUGGUGAUAAUGCUGUUCGUCUCAGCUGGCGUCCACCGUUGGACGAUGGGGGCGUGUCCAUCAAGGAUUACAUGAUAGAGGCAUGUCUAGAUCAAGCUGGAAACCAAUGGCAAUACCUGGAUCAUGUUACUGGUUUAGACAAACGGGUGGAUGGUUUGCUUCCCGAUGGAGUUUACACAUUCCGUGUGUCCGCCAGAAAUGAAGCUGACCUUUGUAGUCCUGCACUUUAUUCCGAAGUUUACACGCCAGCGAGACCUACAGCUCCACCUGGUGCACCAAAAGGUCCACUUCGGGCCCGCGGUGUCGGCGUGGGAAAAAUUCAGUUGGACUGGGAGUGCCCUGAAAUUGGUGGUCCACAUGGUUUUGGAGCUCCAGAUGAGUAUCUCAUCGAACGCUAUGACACACGGAAAGCUCGUUGGGCCUACGUGGCUAGACAACCCAGUGCUGUUGGAACAACUGUAGUGGUGUCUGGUUUACAACCCGGAGAUGAGUACCGAUUCCGAGUUCGUGCUGAAAAUCUGGCCGGGGUUGGACCUCCUCUCGAAACCGAGAAGAAGGUUGUCGCCAUCAGUCCAUUUAUCCCUCCGAGUGCACCAGUGGGUCCCCUCAAUAUCUCUGAAGUACAAAGAGGUACGAGCCCAGCAGAUGGAUCUGUUCGUCUAGCAUGGAAGCCACCGGACGAUACUGGAGGGCUACCAAUUUUGCGCUACGUUGCACAGCUCCGUUAUGCGAACACUACUGGGUGGCACCGGAUAAGUCGAAAAGCGCCGGAUACAGAGUCCGAAACUGAAGGUAUUUCCACCACCACAUUGGUCACCGGCUUGAUGGAAUCACAGAAAUACGUUUUUCGGGUCGCAGCAGUCAAUGAGGCUGGAACGGGCAAUUUCCUCGAGUCCGAAAUAUUUGAAAUGCCAAGCGACGAGAGCUGCAAACCCAAAGCAGACUGGAUUCGAGUGGUGGGUAAGGCUGCCGACAGCGUCACUGUGGAAUGGCUCGUACCGCAUGACUGUCGCCUCGAUCAUGGCGCAAAUCGUCCCCACCAUUUGGCGAUAGAUAGCUACAGAGUAUUCGUUCGGCCGGCUUCAGCACCCGGUGCGCCAGAAGCCCCCUGGAAAAUGGUAGCAGAGCUGGACCACUACGUUAACCGCCUGGUGGUCGGGGAUCUACGACAGGAUCGUGCGUAUUAUUUCGGAGUAGCCGUUGUCAACCAGUCGGGGCAAGGAGAAAUCAUUUCUACCAGAGAACCUGUGUCACCCGAAAUUAUAACGACUGUACCAAGUCAACCCGUUGGGCCCCUUCGAGCACAGGACAUCACUGAUGUUUCAUGUACCCUAUCCUGGCUUAGUCCUGCUAGUGACGGUGGCAGCCCUAUACUUGGCUACAGAAUCUAUAAACGGGAAAUGUAUCGCCGAAGUUGGCAGGAGAUUGGUCGAUUAGCUGAGACUCCCGGACUACCAGUGGCGAAGCGUCUGACGUUUCCCGUGCAGUACUUGAUGCAAGCAACAGUUUAUGAGUUUCGGGUAGUUGCAGAGAACAAGAACGGUCUGUCAGAACCCCUAGAUACCCAUGCAAACAUCCACCCGACGAAAGCUAUCGAUGUUCCUGGUCCACCUCGCGGCCCGAUGCGGGUGCGUGAACCUGUGGGUGAACUGGGCUCCGUAGAGCUGACCUGGUCACCACCAACUGAAUCCGGGGGAUCACCAAUCUUAGGUUAUCAAUUGGAGGUGCGUGAGGGGCGCUCAUUCAAUUGGAAGAUUUGUCCUCCCGAUGGUCAACUGGUCUGCGGCGGUCCUGAGCACAAACACCAGCCUUCUUACAUUGUAUCAGGGAUUCAGCCGAAUCGGGAGUACUUCUUCCGUGUUUCGGCCGCAAACAAGGAGGGUGUCGGCGAGCCAUUAACCGCAGAGGACAGUUAUGUUAAGCGUGUCACACUAGCCCCACCUAAAUGCGUAAGGGGACGUCGAUUACCGCAGUCAGAUGACGAGACAAUAUCAUCCAGGCCAAUUUUGCAAGUAGAGUGGAUUGGCCCCCCUACUUCGACACUUGAACCUCAACCCACUGGUUUCAACGUGGAACGACUCGAUAAUGAUUCACGAAUGGCCAACUGGGAACCUGUGGAUUUUGUGCCGAUCAUCGACAGAACACAAGAGAACUACGUCCAUCAGUCCAUUGCUCCAAACUCCACCGGGUGUUAUAAGUUUCGAGUGUCUGCGGUAUAUCCGGAAGGCUGCAGUCAGCCGGUCAUGACCGGGUUAAUUUUAGCUGGUUCAUCUACACCCAGUCGACCUCCGUCUGCAGUCUCCAAAGACUACAUACCGCCUGUUCCUUCAGUUCGGCUCAAGCACGAGACCGGACUGGCAUACGAACUGGAGUGGGAGGAACCCAAAGGAAUUGGAGCAGAUGUCAUCCGUGGAUACAGCAUCGAAGACUGGGAUUCGAAGCGCCAAAAAUGGCAAACCGUUCUUGAUAUUCCGAAAUCUGGCCCUCAGAAAGUUGGCCUGCUUGCACCAGCGUCCUUAGACAAAGAAUACAGCAUGCGAAUAAUAAGUCGGGGCGAAUCUGGUCGUUCAGUCCCCACUGAAUUUAAGAUACAGCCACCAGCCGUUGAAGUAGAAACGAGAGGAUUUGAAUCGCCUACCCUUACUGACUGGAGGAUUCUACCAAGCACCACUGGUCACCCUAGUGAGUUACCCGCGGCCGAUAAGCAUAUAUCGAAAGUAAUGGACGAGAGUGACUUCAGUUUAGAAUUAGCAAUGAUUACCGGAUUCGGCGCAGGAACUCCUGAAGUUGAAGAGUUCGUGCGUCAACGACGACAGCGGACUCAGGAUAUGGUUCGCAGGGAUCUGGCUUCUUCUUUGAGCCAUCGUAGUGCUGCCAGUCAGCAAGCGUUUGAUCGUGGCCUAAUAUGGAGCCCAGAAAUCCCCAUGGACCGAGUAUCGUCACGGACUAGCACACGAACACCCGUUCGGAGCGCGCUGCCCCCUGGGAAGUUGAGUGGCGAGGCGAUCACACCGAAUUCGGUUCGUCUAAGUUGGGCUGACCACGCUAUCGAACCGUACGGUUCAAGAAUACCAGACACUUUUGACGUGCAGAAAUGGGAUGUGCGUAAUUCGAAGUGGAUUCCUGUCGGCCAGGCGAAAUCGGGGACAACGGAGUACACAGUCACGGGACUCGUACCCGAUGACGGCGCAGGAUGGUGGUUCCGUGUGGUUCCAUUGGGUUCCGACGGAAAGCCAUGUGGAGUCCCCCUACAGAUGGAUAUCCCGGUACAUCCUCAACUACGGCACAUCACAGUACCAUCCUCGGUGUGGGGUGUGGAAUUGUCACCAAUUUACACACCCGGUUAUCAGACUCAAGGUUAUAUGGAUGUGAAUUGGAUGCGACCGAGUAAUGACGGAGGUUCCAAGCUUUUGGGUUACCGUCUCAUUGUGUACGAUGUCGACGCGGAAGAAGACCAUGAAAUGCUUAUCAGUCCACAACAAACAAGCGUGCGUCUAGGACCUCUUGACGCAGAUCAUGUCCAUCGCGUAACGAUCACAGCAUACAAUCGCGUGGGCGACUCAGUUCCCGUAACAUCCACCGCACCGUUACGUCCCGGUACCCCUGGACUACCUCUUAAACCCCUCCCACCGACUGACUUUCGAGCGGAUCUUAUCAGUAAAGUUGGAACGGAUCAAUCAAUGUGCAUACUAUCAUGGCGCCCGCCUUCUCGCUCAGAAGCACCCGUUGAUUUCUAUUUGAUUGAAAUGUGGAGCUCUGAAUUAAAACAGUGGGUUCCAUUCAAGAAGGUGCCUGCUACUAUCUAUUCAUUGGAAGUACCCCAUCUCUUAGAUGACGUCGAUUAUGGUUUCAGGAUAAGAUCACAAAAUAUAGCCGGCUUUAGUUCACCGGUGCCUCUACAACAACACAUUCGACCUCGGCUUGCGAAGGAGACUGGUCCGUACAGAUUACCGCUACCACCAGUAAAACCCGUUGGACCAUUGGAAUUGAAGCCCACCAUCACACAAGACGACAGCAUCGCUCAGCUUCGGUCCGCAACGGAUGCUGCUUUCCGCACGUUAGAGCUUAGCUGGGCAUCUUUUCCCAUGGAUACUGAGCUGGGUCCUGUUGCAGGUCCUAUAAGAGCGUACGUCAUCGAAGCAAAACGCAGAGAUCAAAAGUUCUGGUCAUUAUUGAGUAGAAUGCCGGCAACCAAAGUACCAAGUUUGAAGAUUCUCUUUGGUCCCCAGUCUAUGAUUGUAGACCGCGUUAUCAGCUCUUUGCAAACACGACCUGCCUCCGCUCUAACUGUCCACCCCGAAGCCCACCUCAGCGAACGUCUAGUACCGAGCUAUUCCCGUGGCCUUCUGGGUCCUGAUGUUGUUAGUUUGACCGGCGAACCGCGGGAUUAUGAAUUCAGAUUACUGGCUGAGAACGAGUUCGGACGGAGCGAGCCAUUAUAUUGCACCGAGUGGCCCACUGAUUAUUACCGACCCCCACCCAGUUUACCUGACUUCAGUGUAACUUCUUACAUGCCAUUACCAUUGCCUCGAGGUCCUAUUCGAAUCACUCCUAAACCGAGAACGCAGCCCUCAAUGCCGUCAGAUAAGGCCUAUGAGUUACAGCCAGAGUUGGAACUUAUCUGGAACCCUCCUUAUGACACCGAAAGGGUCACCGGAUACGAGGUCCUUUACCGCAGCCCUUACGCUACCCGAUGGCAUCCAUUGGGCAAAGUUGAUGUAACGAAGACGAAAUUUAAACUGCCUAGUCACUUGUUGGAUGAUGUUGCGAAAACUAUUCACGUCGGUGUCCGAACAUACGGAGAAGGAGCACGUGGAGUCGGCACAGUGUCCGACAUCAUGGAGGAAGUGCUGACUAUUCCAAAGAGUGUAUUGCCUACAUUAAAACCCAGAUACAAACCAACCCCCGCAGACGAGCAUCCAUUGCCUCAGCCAUCUGAAGUGCGUGCCAGCAUAUUCACCCCCGGCCCGGAGGCAGCAGAAUUACCUGAACUGAUAAUUGCAUGGCAGCCACCAAGUCACUACACAACUGAAACGGAGACUGGAAGGCCAGAAAAGUAUGCAGUCUUCGCACGACCAUUAGGGCAGGCCGAUUGGAGGGAACUAGAUCGUGUCCCUGCCACCACUACCACCGCACGAGUAAAAUCAUCAAGGCUACCUCCUGGCCGUGAUUUUAUGAUAGGCGUCGCCCCAAUUUCCGGCCUUAAAAUCGGCCCAAUUGUUUCAACUCUGGAUUCAAUAAGGUUGCCUCCUGAGGUGGACAAGACCAGGAUUCUGUUCACCGACUUACAUGGUAGAUCGCCAGCCGCGUCGUUAAUUUUCACUCCUGAAGGACCGGAUGUCGUCAGAGUGCGGUGGAUGCCUCCUGAGGACUUGAGGACAAAACUGGAAACAUUUUCAAUGCGAGACUACCACUUACAAGUGAGACGACCUAGUGACCUCACUUGGCGUUCCAUCCAACAUGAACCCCGUCCAACAGAAACACGUUUGACCAGUCCACAGCCACUCGAUUUCCACGAAUUCAUCGUUGAUCGCCUGCAACCAGGACAGCAGACUGAAAUGAGGAUCGCAGCGCGUCCAACACCUGGUGAAGGCCUCACCCCAGUUACCGAUGUGGUGCCAUACCGCUUACUUCCACCAUACGAUACACCUUCGAAACCAAGAGGACCAUUAGUGGCGGAAAUAAUCCGUGCACCAACCACAAUCGUCCCACGACGUUUCCCCUCUUUCACAAGCAGUUUUGACACAAGUCGUUCAGUUUCCAGUAUACUUUCUGCUGAUAUACCGGAAGGCUUUGCUGUUCAGUUAACGUGGCAUCCCCCAUCUGACACAGGUGGUCUCCCUAUCACCGAAUAUGUGAUCGAACGCCAAGUCGGACCUCUACCAAGCCGUACAAAUGAAUGGAUUCCAUUAUUGACCGUGCCUGGCAGUCAGACAAGUGCGAUGGUUCCCCUACCUCCAGUUCAGCAGCAUAAAGCGCCACUCCAUUCCUAUCAAGUUCGUGCCGUUAAUCGAAUGGGCGCCAGCAGCCCGCUGAGAACGACACGGCCGCUAGUCAUCGAAGGGGUUACUUUACUCCCCUCUUCAAGACCAUCGUCAGGUCUGGAGUCUGAACGACAGUUACCACUCGCUCCACGGGGACCUCUUCGAUAUGAACAACGCGGAUCGGAUUUACACUUGGAAUGGCGACCACCCUCUCCGGACGCUGCGUUGCUCGACCGGCUCUCCUCGCGUCCGGCCACAUACAUUAUUGAGGCUGCUGAAGCCGACAAACCAGAUCUGAAAUGGGUGGAACUAGGCCGUGUGCCUGGAUUACGCACAUCGGCCGAUGUUCCCCUGUUACCGCCUUCCCACUUCAGAACAGAAUCUGGCGAUAGGUUCACUACGGCUGAUCAGGAGUGGUUGACCUGUAGACCCAGUGCAGUUCUGUAUAGGGUCCGUGGAGAAAAUGAAUUCGGAUUCAGUGCACCUUUGGUAACCAGGGUGGAACCACUCUCACCGCCAUUGCGAAGGCGCGAAUCUGUCAUCCACCGGUUACAUUUUGAACCCGGCUAUUUGGAGACCCGGCUGCUAUUGGAUGAUCGUCCUACUCAAAUUCCACGCAUCGAACUCAGAUGGCCCAGGUUAUCAGAUCUGUCUCUUGGGGCACGUGCAUCUCCUACUGUCGGAUAUUUGUUGGAGGCCAGACGUGUGGGUGACAUUGGGUGGCACGCAGUAGGUAUGCUGCCAAUGGGCGAAGAAUCGUUCGUUUAUCGCCCCGAUUUUGAUGUGUAUCAUUCGCCACGUCCUCGUUCUUCCUACGACACAGGUCGUCUUUUUGAGCAGCCCUCACUUCCCAUUCCCAGUGCAACUGCAGAUGCUUAUCAGUUUCGUGUGGCACCCGUGACUCACAAAGGAGUUGGAACCUUCCUUGAAUCAGAUGUAGUAAGCUGGAUCCCUUCAGUUCAACCCGCACGGUUGUCUCGAGGAGCACCAAAAGAGUAUCGUGCCGUAACGUAUCCCUCUCCUGUAGCAAUGCAAACUUCUCCACCUUCAUAUGUGAUACCGACCAUACCGGCCCCAGAGCGAUUUCAGUUAGUUGACGUCAAUGUAGACCAUGUUUUGGAUAGAGGCUUCGUCGGUGAUACUGAGCGAGGUAGUGUAAUACUACGCUGGCAUCCCCCUGCUGGAAUGACAUCCACCUUGAGGUCAACAGCCGAUUUUGUUGUCGAAGCCUGGCGUCCGGAGAGACGUCAGUGGUGGCCCGUAGCUCGUCGUCCGGCUGCGAUUAGUGCGGAGACUGUACCAGGUCGUUUUGAAGUACAAGUUGGAGAUUUGCCGUUGGAUCGCUUGCAUUAUUUCCGUGUGUUGACUCAAACGGCGGAUGGUCGGAGCGAACAUGUCCUGCUUCCCCAUCCAGUCUGGUUGCCUCGUUCGAUUACUGCAAAGCAAG
This is a messenger RNA of Dicrocoelium dendriticum, 15712 nucleotides long. Lineage: Eukaryota; Metazoa; Platyhelminthes; Trematoda; Plagiorchiida; Dicrocoeliidae. The record is from the annotation of a GenBank genome assembly.